AUGGGCUGGCACAGUGGCAGCGGAACGGGGGGUUUGGGGACACGUGGCGAAGGGGGUUCUUCGGUCGCAUUUAGGAAUAAGAAUGUGAAACAGAGGAUAUGGCGGCCUAACUAUUCUCAAGCCUUCGUGGGGAGCGUACGCGAAGGACAAGGCUUUGCAUUUCGGAGGAAACUGAAGAUUCAGCAAAAUUACAAGAAAUUGCUGUGGAGGAAAAAGAAGGUUCAAAUAUCUCAGGAAUCCCAAUUCAAAGAUAGAUACCCAGAUCAUCUGAAACAUCUAUACUUAGCUGAAGAGGAAAGACUCAGGAAGCAACAAAGAAAAGUUGACCAGCGUUUGUCAGAAGAGCAAGUUGACCAAACUUUGCCUGACGAACAGCGUAGCAUUGACCAGUCUUUGUCUGAAGAUCGGUAUAGCUUUGACCAGCCUCAGCCAGAAAAACAAUGUAGCAAGACAGUAAAGUCCUUUAACGUUCCAAAGCAAAAUAAAAAGAAAACAUCAAAUCAAAAAGCACAAGAAGAAUAUGAAAAGGUACAAGCUAAGCGUGCUGCUAAGAAACAAGAAUUUGAGAGGAGAAAACGAGAGAGAAGAAGCUCAAAGGCGCUACAAAAAGAAGAAAAUGGAAGUGUUCAAAAUAUUGAGUAAAAAGACUAAAAAGGGCCAACCAAACUUGAAUUUACAGAUGGAAUAUCUUCUUCAAAAAAUACAAGAAAAAAAUUGAAUCAUAUUUUUUUCCUCAGAGGUUAACAUACCUGCUGCCCUUUGAGUUCUUUUAUAUGUGUAAUAGGUACAUCCUAACAAUGAACUUGAUUUGUCAACAUAAACUAUAUUGCUGAACUCUACUAAAUAUAAAAUGUCUAAAUAUUUUUGUUCUUAUAAAAGAAACCUUUCUAUAUAUACUCUACAUAAUAUGAUGUGUUUCUUAUUUGUUUGCCUCU
This is a messenger RNA of Microcebus murinus (gray mouse lemur), 935 nucleotides long. NCBI's taxonomy places the organism in Eukaryota, Metazoa, Chordata, Mammalia, Primates, Cheirogaleidae. The record is from RefSeq and is a predicted model, not a curated record.